UUUAUUCAUUUCUGGUAGUUUCUUUUUUCUUUAAACAAGCUGGUAAUUAGCUUGAUGUUAUCAUAGGGACUUCUCUGUAUACAUUCAUCCUCUUCAAACAAUGUCGGAAUCUCAAAAUUCUCCACCAAUUCGUCCCAAAUGUUUACGAGAGGAUGAACCGAGUGAGGAGUGUAAAAAUUUGCUCGCAACCCUACCCAAAGAAAAAGGAUGGAUUUCGUCGCAUCUCUACAACUACAAAGGUCUCUGGAUAGGGCACGCGAAGACACUCCAAGGUGUGCUUGCAUUUCAGCAACAUUUUCAAGCUCAAGAUAGUGAUAUCAUUCUUGUUACCACUCCUAAAUCAGGAACUACCUGGUUAAAAGCGCUCGUGUUCGCUCUAGUGAACCGAAUGAACUAUCCUGUUUCAGGACAACAUCAUCCUUUACUUUUCAAGAACCCUCAUGAUCUUGUUCCAUUCUUGGAACUUAGGCUUUAUUUUGAUGGAAAAGUCCCUGAUUUAUCAUCCUUUACCUCACCUAGGUUGUUGUCAACUCAUAUGCCAUAUGCAUCAUUACCAAAAUCUAUCCAAGAUUCGAAAAGCAAGCUAAUUUACCUGUGUAGGAAUCCUAGGGACACUUUUGUUUCUAUGUAUCAUUUCCCAAACAGGUUAGGACUUAGUUAUAUAGAAACCAAUUCUGUUGAAGAAAUAUUUGAUCUUUUCUGUAAAGGGGUGAGCCAUAUGGGUCCGUUUUGGGAUCACGUGUUAGAUUACUGGAAAGAAAGUUUAAAAAAUCAUACAAGAGUACUUUUCUUGAUGUAUGAACAAAUUAAAGAGAAACCCGAGAUUCAGCUGAAACGCUUAGCUGAAUUCUUGGAAUGUCCAUUCUCUACAGAGGAAGAAACAUCAGGAGUGGUGGAUGAAAUCGUAAAAUUGUGUAGCUUUGAGAAUUUGAGCAACUUGGAGGUGAACAAGAAUGAGAAAUUGUCAACUGGAGUGGAAAAUAAAGUGUUCUUUCGACGAGGGGAAGUUGGAGAUUGGAAGAAUUACUUCACGACUGAGAUGGUUGAGAAACUAGAUCAUAUCAUUGAACAAAAAAUUCAAGGAUCUGGAUUAAAGUUCCGCUACAUUUAAUUAGGCAUUAUGUUUUUGCCAAUAAUAAUAACCUCUAGUCAAUUUAUGUUUGAAAGUGAUAAGUUUGUCACGUUAUACUGUAAAAGUGUAUUACUUGUUUGGCAAAAUAAAAGAAUGCAGAUGUUUUUAUAAAA
Molecule: messenger RNA, 1245 nt
Organism: Nicotiana attenuata
Lineage: Eukaryota; Viridiplantae; Streptophyta; Magnoliopsida; Solanales; Solanaceae
Product: cytosolic sulfotransferase 12-like
Exons: 1
Coding region: 101-1111 (336 amino acids)
Biological process (GO): sulfation
Cellular component (GO): cytoplasm
Molecular function (GO): sulfotransferase activity
Source: RefSeq, a predicted model, not a curated record